Molecule: messenger RNA, 768 nt
Organism: Fraxinus pennsylvanica
Lineage: Eukaryota; Viridiplantae; Streptophyta; Magnoliopsida; Lamiales; Oleaceae
Source: the annotation of a GenBank genome assembly
AUGGUGGGUGUGCUUUCAAACAAAAUCCAAAAGGACGAAUUAAAGCCUGGCGAUCACAUCUAUUCUUGGAGACACUCGUAUAUCUACGCUCAUCACGGAAUAUAUGUUGGGAAUGGAACUGUGAUCCAUUUCACUCGGGGACCGGGUCAGGAAAUUGGGACAGGAACGGUGUUAGAUCGUUUCAUUUUCAGCUCGUCUCCAUCCGAUCCCUCCAAGCCCCCAUGCCAGAUAUGUGGUGAUCAGUCAAAGUCUGAUGGUGUCAUAUCUUCUUGCCUGGAAUGUUUUCUUUAUGGUGGUGAGCUAUAUCUGUUUCAAUAUGGUGUCUCACCAGCAAUGUUUCUUGCCAAAGCUCGUGGCGGAACGUGUACUCUUGCCCCUUCCGAUCCACCUGAAGAUGUCCUUCACCGUGCUAAAUAUCUUCUUCAGAAUGGUUUUGGUGCCUACAACAUUUUCAAGAACAACUGUGAGGAUCUUGCAAUAUACUGCAAAACAGGUUUGAUUGUCUUCACAAGAGUUAGUGUUGGCCGGAGUGGGCAGGCAGCAUCUUAUUUAGCUGCUGUUAGUGCCAUUGUCUCAUCACCACUUCGCUUUUUGACUACUGGCUUUGCCGGCCUUACAGCAUUGGGAUGUGGAAUUUAUUGUAUUAGUCGAAUUGUGUCCGAUAUUGGAGUACGACGUGAUGUCAUGAAAAUCCCUGUUGAGAGGCUUGUUCCCCACUCCCGCUCAGAUAGGUCUGAAGCAGCGACUGAGACCCCGAAGGAAGAUUAA